AUGUCUUCCGACAAGGGAAAUGUACGGAGAAAGGUGGUCUGUUUCUCAGACUUCGACGGCACAAUCUUCAUGCAAGACACCGGCCACGUCCUCUUCGACAAAUACGGCUGCGGCGCCGAACGACGCCAAAUCCUCGACGAACAAAUCAAGACCGGCGAACGCUCCUUCCGCGACGUCUCGGAGGAGAUGUGGGCGUCCCUCAAUGUGCCCUUUGAGGAUGGCUUUGAGGUUCUCGCCGACACUUUAGAGAUUGAUCCUGACUUCGAGGAGUUCCAGAACUUUUGCGCUCAGAAUGAUAUUCCGUUUAAUGUUAUCAGUGCGGGACUCAAGCCGGUGUUGAGGAAGGUGUUGGAUACAUUUUUGGGGGAGGAGGACUCGGCGCGGAUUGAGAUUGUGGCGAAUGAGGCUUCGAUCAAUGAAGAUGGGUCGGAAUGGAAACCCAUCUGGCGCCAUGAUAGUGAGGUCGGACACGACAAGGCACUCAGUGUUAAUGAGGCUCGGAUUCAGGCCCGCGACAACUGCGGCGAAGAUGAAGUUCCCCUCGUCGUGUUUAUUGGCGACGGUGUUUCCGACCUGCCGGCUGCGCGCGAGGCGGAUGUUUUAUUCGCGCGAAAGGGGCUGAGGUUGGAAGAGUAUUGCCGGGAACACAACAUCCCCUACACCGCGUUUGAUACCUUCGCGGAUAUCAAGCGUGAGAUUGAGAAGCUUCUGGCGGAGGAUCAGACAAAGACGGGUGGUCAUGGAAAGCCAUUGCGCUUCAAUCCAAGAGCGAAUAUGUGGCGACGUGUGUCCAGCAAGCAAGCUGUUCCUCGCUUUGUUGCUAUGACACCUUCGAAGGAAGAACGCAUGUUCCUCUGGCCAGAGACAUUCUCCGAGUUGAAGACUGGUCAGCCAGAUGCGGCAGCCCUGAAGUCGCGCGUGACUGCCAGUGGCACUGCAUAG
Talaromyces marneffei is the source of this 942-nucleotide messenger RNA. RefSeq lists its product as uncharacterized. The transcript has 3 exons. Gene Ontology annotation, molecular function: phosphatase activity. NCBI's taxonomy places the organism in Eukaryota, Fungi, Ascomycota, Eurotiomycetes, Eurotiales, Trichocomaceae. The coding region runs from base 1 to 942 and encodes 313 amino acids. The record is from RefSeq and is a predicted model, not a curated record.